This is a messenger RNA of Trypanosoma conorhini, 492 nucleotides long. RefSeq lists its product as uncharacterized. The transcript has a single exon. The coding region runs from base 1 to 492 and encodes 163 amino acids. The record is from RefSeq and is a predicted model, not a curated record. NCBI's taxonomy places the organism in Eukaryota, Euglenozoa, Kinetoplastea, Trypanosomatida, Trypanosomatidae.
AUGUUCCCCCCUCCUUUUUUGUUUUUCUCGCACCUAUUGCCGGCUCGUUUCUGCUGCGCGGGGCACCUCCCACUGCCUGUGGCAUUGCUGUGUGUUGCCUUCUCGCCCUCUACCCACUUGUUUUUUUUCCUUUGGCCGGUUGCUGCCGCUCCCAAGCACAAUAUAAACCGCAGCACGGCAAAAGGAGGAACCGUUAGGCUUCCAGCGAUGAGGUUUUGGCAGAGUCAGACGAGGGAGGUGGAGCGCCGCAAGGCCGCCGGGCUGCCUGCCGUGGACGAGAUGCGGCGCUUCCGCAUGCUUGUGUGCUGCCUGUUCUGCAGCAUUUGCACCUCCCUUGUCUACGCCUUUGACCUCUUCACGACGCAGUUCGUGGAGCGCUUUCACCUCGGCGUCGGCGACCAGGCCGCGAUCAGCGCGGUGUGGGGCUGGUGUUCUGCUACUUCACGCUGCCGUACGGCUUCCUGUUCGACUACGCCGGCCCCUUUCCCCUGA